Messenger RNA from Diutina rugosa, 576 nucleotides. RefSeq names its product translation elongation factor 1 subunit beta (gene EFB1). Gene Ontology annotation, molecular function: guanyl-nucleotide exchange factor activity; translation elongation factor activity. The record is from RefSeq and is a predicted model, not a curated record. Gene Ontology annotation, biological process: translational elongation. The transcript is spliced from 2 exons. Lineage: Eukaryota; Fungi; Ascomycota; Pichiomycetes; Serinales; Debaryomycetaceae. Bases 1 to 576 code for a protein of 191 amino acids. Gene Ontology annotation, cellular component: cytosol; eukaryotic translation elongation factor 1 complex.
AUGUCCUUCUCCGACUUCACUAAGGCUGACGCCCUCAAGAACUUGAACGACUACUUGGCUGACAAGUCGUACAUCGACGGAUGGGUUAACCACAUCGCCUCGUUCGCUGACGAAUUCGACACCUUGCCCGAAGGUAAGGCCCCCGCCGGUGCCGCUGCUGCCCCCGCUGCCGCUGCUGAAGAAGACGACGAUGACGUCGACUUGUUCGGCUCCGACGACGAAGAAGCCGACGCUGAAGCCGAAGCUUUGAAGCAAAAGAGAUUGGCUGAAUACCACGCCAAGAAGGCCGCUAAGGGUCCCGGCCCCGCCGCCAAGUCGAUCGUCACCUUGGACGUCAAGCCUUGGGAUGACGAAACCGACUUGGACCAAUUGUUGGCCAACGUCAAGGCCGUCGAAAUGGACGGUUUGACCUGGGGUGCCCACCAAUGGAUCCCCGUUGGUUUCGGUAUCAAGAAGUUGCAAAUCAACUUGGUCGUCGAAGACGCUAAGAUCUCGUUGGACGAAUUGCAACAACAAAUCGAAGAAGACGAAGACCACGUCCAAUCGACCGACAUUGCUGCUAUGCAAAAGUUGUAA